GUUUAUUUCAAACGUCACAUUUACUUCAUCCAAUACACGCUCUGACAUCCCACGCGCCAAACCGCUGUGGACCAAUCACAGCUGCCGGUGCUCCGCCGCUCUCCAUAUAAGCUCGCUCUUGCCGCUCAGUCUGCACUUGUGUUUUACUGUUGGAGCAGUGAGGACAUAGAAAGCGCAAUGGCAAGAACCAAGCAGACAGCCCGCAAAUCCACCGGAGGAAAAGCUCCAAGGAAGCAGCUAGCCACCAAGGCUGCCCGAAAGAGUGCCCCGGCCACCGGCGGCGUCAAGAAGCCUCACCGUUACAGGCCCGGUACUGUGGCUCUUAGAGAGAUCCGUCGCUACCAGAAAUCCACAGAGCUGCUCAUCCGUAAGCUGCCCUUCCAGCGUCUGGUCAGAGAGAUCGCUCAGGACUUCAAGACCGAUCUGCGCUUCCAGAGCUCCGCUGUCAUGGCUCUGCAGGAGGCCAGCGAGGCUUACCUGGUCGGCCUCUUCGAGGACACCAACCUGUGCGCAAUCCACGCCAAGAGGGUCACCAUCAUGCCCAAAGACAUACAGCUGGCCCGCCGCAUCCGUGGAGAGAGACUCCUCUUUGAAACAGACAUGUUUGGAAAAGGCCUGCAGCAGCUGUUGAGAAAAGGCCACUAUGCGGAGCGUGUGGGUGCCGGCGCCCCCGUCUACCUGGCGGCUGUGCUGGAGUAUCUGACCGCUGAGAUCCUGGAGCUGGCUGGAAACGCUGCCCGCGACAACAAGAAGACCCGUAUCAUCCCUCGUCACCUGCAGCUGGCUGUCCGCAACGACGAGGAGCUCAACAAGCUGCUGGGUGGAGUCACCAUUGCUCAGGGUGGCGUGCUGCCCAACAUCCAGGCUGGUGGCAAGAAGAGGAAGCGGAGCAGGAAGGAGAGCUACGCCAUCUACGUGUACAAGGUGCUGAAGCAGGUCCAUCCCGACACCGGCAUCUCAUCCAAGGCUAUGGGCAUCAUGAACUCGUUCGUCAGCAACAUCUUCGAGCGUAUCGCCGGAGAGGCCUCCCGCCUUGCUCACUACAACAAGUGCUCCACCAUCACUUCCAGGGAGAUCCAGACGGCCGUCAGGCUGCUGCUGCCCGACGGAGAAAGCAAAAUGGCAAGAACUGAGCAGACAGCCCGCAAAUCCACCGGAGGAAAAGCUCCAAGGAAGCAGCUGGCCACCAAGGCUGCCCAUAAGAGUUCCCCGGCCAUCGGAGGUGUCAAGAAGCCUCACCGUUACAGGCCCGGUACUGUGGCUCUGAGAGAGAUCCGUCGCUACCAGAAAUCCACAGAUCUGCUCAUCCGCAAGCUGCCCUUCCAGCGCCUGGUCAGAGAGAUCGCUCAGGACUUCAAGACCCACCUGCACUUCCAGAUCUCUGCUGUCAUGGCUCUGCAGGAGGCCAGCGAGGCUUACCUGGUCGGCCUCUUUGAGGACACCAACCUGUGCGCAAUCCACGCUAAGAGGGUCACCAUCAUGCCCAAAGACAUACAGCUGGCCCGCCUUAUCUGUGGAAAGAGAGCUUAGACCCACCAUACCAACUUUACACUAGACACAACGGCUCUCAUGUUCCCUAUGAGAGCUCAACCAUAAUCAUGAUGUAUUCGUUCUAUCAUUUAGUUUCAAAUAAUUCUGGAAAGCGGCUUGGGCUGUCAUUUGUAAAUUAAGAAACAUGCCACAUAGGAAGGUAGAGGGUAAUAUUCUGGAAGAGAUUUGACUGCCUGCACAUUACAUUAUCUCCACUGGCUGCUUUUGUUAAUCCCCAGAGAGAAUUUAUGGAAACUUCGAUACACUUGUCCCUUCUUCCUUUGCCUCAUCUUUAACAGCCUGCUACAACUGCUUAAGGAAAGAAUUUGCCCAAGCUAAAAAAAAAAACAACAACAACAAAAAAAAACUCAUUCUCUGUUCAUCUGCAGAAACAAAGGGCACAAUGCUUCAACUUCAUAUUGAUUUUGUCACUUUAGCUCCGCCUACUAAAACUGACACUCACCGACCUCUCUUACGUCCGCAGAACACCUGGCAGUCUGAAAGAAUUCAUUUUCACAAUGACAAAAAUGUACUGAUAUUCAAAAUUGGUGUAUCAACAACAUUUUUUUAAAGGAACCUGUUUUCUCAGAAGAUGAACCGUAUUGGAGAUGAACAACCAUGAUCUUCACAUUAAACCAUUUUUGACUUCAACUUAUAUUAGUGCAUGUUUACAGCAUGAUGAUACUAUAGAAAACAUGUAUAUUUUCCAAUUUCUUUCUGCUAAUUGUACAUUUUUAGAUAUACAUUUCUCAGUUUAUUGUUCUUGAAAAAAAU
Molecule: messenger RNA, 2304 nt
Organism: Acanthochromis polyacanthus (spiny chromis)
Lineage: Eukaryota; Metazoa; Chordata; Actinopteri; Pomacentridae
Exons: 5
Coding region: 178-1530 (450 amino acids)
Cellular component (GO): nucleosome
Molecular function (GO): protein heterodimerization activity; structural constituent of chromatin; DNA binding
Source: RefSeq, a predicted model, not a curated record